Messenger RNA from Anopheles aquasalis, 1006 nucleotides. RefSeq lists its product as uncharacterized. The record is from RefSeq and is a predicted model, not a curated record. NCBI's taxonomy places the organism in Eukaryota, Metazoa, Arthropoda, Insecta, Diptera, Culicidae.
CUGCUAUAUAUGAAGGUGUCUAUUGGCCUAUCGGACUCAUAAUCAUUCCAUUCCAGUACCAGCAAACAACACGAUGGCGACGACAAUUCAGCGAGUGAGCCCUGUGGCCGUGUUGUGCCUUUUCGUUGGCGUGUUCGUGACACUCUCCCCAACUGUGACCGCGCUGCAGUGUUAUCAGUGCCAAAGUGCCACCAGCUGGAGCGACUGUAUGUCACGGGCCGUAACCGUGACGUGCGGUUCAACCACCCCGUUUUCGGUGAUGGGCCGUGAGAUCUUUCUGGCUCCGGAAGCUCGCCAGAAUGCGGAGCCCGCCUGCCUUGGAGUGUACGCCGAGGGUACGCUCGGUGGCGUCAAGGGCUAUGCGCAUGUGAGGGAGUGUUUCGUCAACGACAAAAGUAUGUGCAGUUUAGUGCAAGCCUCGUUGCCACCGGAGAUUAAGAUCAAGGAUUGUGACCUGUGCACCACCGACCUGUGCAACGGAGCGAGCCGGUACACGGUGGGACUGUCCAGUUUGCUGCUACUAGCAUUCGCCGUACUGCUGCGGAAGUGAAGUGCUUCCGUGUGGGCAGGGGGGACGUUGGUGGGAGUAUUUAAGUACUUAAUUUAUCGGGUAAAUAGAGUAGCGAGCGAAGCCUGACUAAUGGAACUUUAUACCCCUCUAUUGGUCCACAUUGCACCACGAUCUAGUGUUACUUCCGCGGUCCAAUACGCCAUCAGCCAAGUGUUUCACUCCCUCUACAAGGCUUUCCAGUGCGUGCCCAGUGCGCUAUUGAAUAGUUAGUAUCAACGUGAUAGUUUAGCUAUCGACGAUAUCACUUUAUCGAAGCGUAUCGCGAUAGUACGUGGCCAUUGGCGGUCGUUUGUUGUAGCCACUUCAGAGGAACACCCUUGACAACCGGAAUACACCCAUAUUUUCAAUGGAACCACUCCUUGGCUGCGUCUAAUGAUUCUGGAACAAUAAAAAGGGUGUGUUGUGGAGCAAAAAUAAAAUGCAGUUACAACAGUG